Plectropomus leopardus (leopard coralgrouper) is the source of this 1647-nucleotide messenger RNA. RefSeq lists its product as uncharacterized. Gene Ontology annotation, cellular component: external side of plasma membrane. Lineage: Eukaryota; Metazoa; Chordata; Actinopteri; Perciformes; Serranidae. The record is from RefSeq and is a predicted model, not a curated record. Gene Ontology annotation, biological process: immune response; positive regulation of T cell proliferation; cell surface receptor signaling pathway.
ACUAAUGUUUGACUGUGCAGGUAGUUUCAUGUUGAGACUUCUGUGUGACUUACAGAACUGAAAAUGUGCAGCGACCAAAAGACCCUAGAAGACAAUAACUGUCGCUCCACUCGGCUAUGUCACACAGAUUAUGGCACAAUUUAAUCCACAGGGCCUCCUGCUAUUAGUUGUGUUAGUUGUCAAAUCAGAGUGCAUAGAUAACUCACCAGUCACUGAGUAUGUGUCUGCCUCGCAAGAAGAAAAUGUGGUUCUCCCUUGUUUUGAUUCAUAUGUGAUGGAUCCAAAAAAUUGCCAAAGAGUCAAACUGAUUAAGUAUGCCACAGAUGCGAGUCAGGAGAAGGUUAUCUUUGCCAGGCCGAAAACACCCAAAUUCCAGGAUGCUAAACGUGUGAAACUGGAAGCUGACAGAAAUGGACAAAUGUCUCUUAUUCUGACAAAAUCCCAAAAAUCUGAUGAGGGACUGUACAGAUGUGAAAUCUGGCAAGGGUGGAUCUGUGUUCUUGUCAGAAACAUAUCUGUUAAAGUAAAAGACUGCAGUAAACAUCCACCAGUGAAGGCAGUGCCUGGCACUCCUGUUACCCUGAACUGUCCAGUAAACAUAACAUCAGGACAACAAGGACCUCAAAACAUCACCUGGGCAUUGGAGAAAGGAGGAAACCCUGUAUCUGUCAGCUCUAACAGGGUUGUAAUCAAUGGAACGUCAUUAGCUGUCCAGUCUGUGGAUUACAGUGACAGUGGUUGGUACAGGUGUACAUACAAGCUCGGACAAACUCAGCGCUGCUUUAUCAUUAACCUACUGCUCCAAGAGGAGGAAAAUGUUGUUAUGACCACAGCGGCUCCAGCACUAACAACCAGUGAGAUUAUUUCAGAAGCCCCGGAGGAGAGGCGCAGCGGCACAUUCACUGCAGUUGUGGCUUCAGUCAUCACUGGGACUGUCAUAAUGGCUGCACUGAUAGGACUGUUCAUUUACCGCAGAUGUAACAACCACAGAGUCACACAGCACACCCAGAGAAGCCCUGCAGUGUCUACUCCUGGUUAUGAGUUUGUGAAUCUUACACUUUCACAGGAUGACACAACCCGAGUCAACAGCAUAUACCAACACAUCCCAGAUGAAGGCCUGUGUACUUUCCAGUGUUAAUCAUUGUCAGUCUGCUCAAGACAAAGAAGAUUUUCCUCAUAAAAUGUACUGGCUAAUUUGGAUACCCUGCUUAGAUUUAUGCAUCAUGUAAAAACAUAUAACAUCUAACGUGAAGUUUUGCAAGAAGAGUCACUUACAUAGAGGACCAUGGAAAAUGUGUACACUAGCGCAACAUGGAAAAUGUUACCUCUGUUUUAAGUUAAAGACUCCUCCUCAUUACCGUUUUUGUCUAGAUAUCUAAUCAUCUGUAUUAUCUUAAAUGAAAUUGAGAUAUGUUAACAAUCUAAUCUUUCAGUAAAAUCUAUCCAAUAUGUAAAUAUCUGUAGGAAGAUGAAUGAUCAUGAGGAAGGAGUCAUGAACACUGACCAACUAUUCUGUCUGCUUCAGGCAAACAUUCCCCUUUAAAACAGUUUUUACUGAAAAUAUAUUUUAGUGGAUUGAUGGUUGAAAUCAAUGUUAAGAAACAUGUUUGUUUAGUUUACAGCCUGUAAUAAAUCAUAGAAACUCUC